UAAUGGUCGUGAUGAUUCCAACAUGGCCCGGAACGAAGAGAAACAUCUCGGUAAACUGAACCGACUGUGGUUGCAAAAGGAGAGAGAAGAGGGGCGAAUCAAAGAUGUGCGUGAAGCUAGACCUAGACUGUCCUGCCUUAAUACUGCGGCAGCUGUGAAAAAGUGGAUCCCGAGCAUCAAGAAUGAAAUAGAAUACUACCUUCAGCAAUCCCAGUUGUCUCACUACCCUGAGAGGAAGAUCGCAGAGUUUCAGCAGCACAUUGAGGAGCUGGGGGAGGAGUACAAACGUUACAUCCGCAAGCUCCGCUUCCUCGACCCAUCCUGCAAGCACCACCCCUGGACCCCCCGGGCCUACGCUAAAAAGAGGCAAGAGGACGACAACCCCCAGUGUGCAGGUCAGACAGCGAAGAGACUGUGCACUGCUGACCACGCUGGCCCGACCAGUCUGCUGAGCACAGAGUGUGAUGGGGUGAGUGGGAGGAGUGGGACUGAGGAUCCAGCAGCCUCAGAGAGACUGGAAAGCUUUCUACCGCCAGCCGCCCCCCGCAGCUCUGCCCCGGACCCGCCAGGUCAGGACCAGCCGCUCUCCUUUGACGCGACCAGGAUGGCCGUGAAGCUGGCAGGGUCCCGAGCGGCUCCGAGAGGCCUCCACACGGACAGCAUGGCCCGCGUGCUGCUCUCGGGCCUGCCCAACCUUCACAGCUCCCCCCUGGCACAGACACUGGCAGCACAGGGUGGCACAGGUGCAGAGAAGGGAACUACACAGCCCUCUGACCCCAGCCCCGCUCCGCAGAGUACAGGGAACGUCCUUGGCCUGGACUGCUACUCCUCAUCUGAGGAGGACACAUGACGCGCAGACUGACCAAUAGCCAAGGUUACAGCACAUAUUGGCAAAGCGCUACAGCCAUGGACAUCAAAUGUAUGUGCAGUUGGCUUUUUUGAUGGAUGGUGCCUUCGACUUUAUGCCUUAAUAUGUUACAUUUAAAGACAGUUUAAUAGAUUUCAAUACAGUCUGACAGUCUCAGUGUGAGGUGCUUAGUCUUGGGGCGAGCCAGUGCAGUUUUUUUUUUUUUUUCUUUCCAGCCAGAAAGAUAUCAUGGACGUCUUCUCCAAUCAAUAAAGAACAACGUGAUCUUUAACAUAAUUUACCAGUGAAUGGUUACUUCAGAUUUAUUACACUUAUAUAACGGUACAUAAGGUCAUGGUUUGCACUGCAUAUCACCAAAGCACAUGUCAAACAUACUUUGUUGCAUACUGUAAGUAUAUACAAAAGUUAUAUACACUGUU
Molecule: messenger RNA, 1287 nt
Organism: Megalops cyprinoides (Indo-Pacific tarpon)
Lineage: Eukaryota; Metazoa; Chordata; Actinopteri; Elopiformes; Megalopidae
Exons: 5
Coding region: 23-850 (275 amino acids)
Biological process (GO): generation of catalytic spliceosome for second transesterification step
Source: RefSeq, a predicted model, not a curated record